CUUUUUAAUCCUUUUCACAGCGGGACGGGCUUCUCUCCCGUUUGUUAUCAUCCAGUUCUCUCUCGUCUUUUCCAUCUCUUCCCAAAGCUUGGAGUGGACUGCAAAAUCGAAACUUUCUUCAUAAAUUUCCCUGCUUGCCAAAGCUUCUCGAGUGACUGUGUCCUCAAAUCGGAGCAAGACUCGCAGAGCUUAAGCUUUUAAACAGGGGCUGGUUAUGCUGUGCAAUUUGUUCCUAAUAAGUUAGGCAAAAAACUGAAGCACUUUCGAAAAGAUGCAUGCCAGUAACUCGUCUAGUGAAGAGCAGAAAUUUCAAGUCCGAAAAUUACAGAUCUCAGACAAAAACAAGGGUUUCAUAGAGCUACUGAGGCAAUUAACUGUUUGUGACUCUGUAUCUGACAAAGACUUUGAAGAUCGAUUUCGGGAGCUCAGCGCCCUUGGAGAUGACCACAUUAUUUCUGUGAUAGAAGAUGAAUCUUCUGGGAAAAUUAUUGCAACUGGGAGCAUUUUCAUUGAGAAAAAGUUUUUGAGGAAUUGUAGUAAAGUUGGGCACAUUGAAGAUGUUGUGGUUGACUCCAAUGCUCGAGGGUUGAAAUUAGGCAAGAAAAUUAUUGCAUUUCUCACAGAGCAUGCUCAUUUGAUGGGAUGUUAUAAGGUGAUUCUUGACUGCAGUCUGGAGAAUAAAGCGUUCUACGAGAAAUGUGGCUUUAAACAGAAAGAAAUUCAGAUGGUUAAGUACUUUAUUUGAUUUUAUUUUUGUAUCACUUACAAACCAUUUUUGGCAAGUUUGUUGUCUAAUUGUAUUUGGAGAGAAUUAUUUUCAAUUGGAAUGAGGCAAACUCUCUCUGUGCAUGGUGUCUAAUUCA
Molecule: messenger RNA, 863 nt
Organism: Quercus lobata
Lineage: Eukaryota; Viridiplantae; Streptophyta; Magnoliopsida; Fagales; Fagaceae
Product: glucosamine 6-phosphate N-acetyltransferase-like
Exons: 3
Coding region: 272-745 (157 amino acids)
Molecular function (GO): glucosamine 6-phosphate N-acetyltransferase activity
Source: RefSeq, a predicted model, not a curated record